Messenger RNA from Pyrus x bretschneideri (Chinese white pear), 2474 nucleotides. RefSeq names its product ciliary rootlet coiled-coil protein 2-like. Lineage: Eukaryota; Viridiplantae; Streptophyta; Magnoliopsida; Rosales; Rosaceae. Bases 196 to 2124 code for a protein of 642 amino acids. The record is from RefSeq and is a predicted model, not a curated record. The transcript has 18 exons.
AAAAAAAUUAAAAGACAGACGGAAACACCCACCACCCCACCCCAGCCUUCUUUCAGGUUGAGUUCUUGCAGCAAGCUAACGAAAGCAAACUCCUCCUCCUCUCCUCUCCGACCUUGAAUCUGAAUUCCUACCGUUGCUGUUGUCGUUGUUCCUAUAACUUAUUGAGGUAACACCAAAAAGCUUCUGUUUCUGACAAUGGAUGAAGAUUUAAGCGAUAAGGAAUCGUUGUUGGCUCGAAUUCAUCAGCUCGAAAAUGAACGUGAUGAAUUGCGCAAAGACAUUGAACAACUGUGUAUACAACAAGCUGGUCCAAGCUACCUUGUUGUGGCCACUAAGAUGCAUUUUCAAAGGACAGCUGGCUUGGAGCAGGAAAUUGAAAACUUGAAAAAGAAGCUAGCUGCUUGCACCAGAGAUAAUGUGAAUCUUCAAGAAGAGCUUUCGGAGGCUUACAGAAUCAAAGGCCAGUUGGCUGAUCUGCAUGGUGCAGAGGUUGCAAAGAAUGUGGAAGCAGAAAAGCAGCUUAAAUUUUUCCAAGGCUGUGUGGCUGCAGCUUUUGCUGAACGAGAUCAUUCAAUAAUGGAGGCUGAGAAGGCUAAGGAAAAAGAGGAGCUCAUGUCAAACAAAUUUUGUGAUAUAGAGAAGAGGUUAGAAGAACAAACUGCAGAUUGUUCUGAACAGAAGAAACUUAAUGAUAAACUGAAAAGUGAUUUAGCAAUGCAAGAAGAGAAGAUUGAAGCUUUCAAGAAGGUAAUCGAUAAAUUUUAUGAGAUCAGGCAGCAAAGCCCUGAGGGAUGUGAGAGUACAAGUUGGGACAGAAAAUGUGCAUGCCUUUUGCAUGAUCCUGCAGAAUGGUGGAGUUUUAAUGAUGCUUCAACAUCUAAAUAUAUUAGUGCAUUAGAGGAAGAGCUCGAGAGGACAAGGAAAUCUGUAGAUAAUCUUCAAAACAGGCUACGGAUGGGCUUGGAAAUUGAAAAUCAUUUAAAGAGGAGAGUUGGUGAAUUGGAAAAGAAAAAAAUCCUUACAAAUAAAAUGAUAAAACAUGAGAUUGCAGAAUUGCAUCAUUACCAUUCUCAGCAUAGAGUUCUCAUCAUGAAUUUACUCAACGAGGGAAAGGCUAGUAUCAAAUCCGUAAUUGAUGCUAUAGAGGAAAAUUGUAGGCAAAUUGAUGCAACCAGACUCCAAAGGCAUAAAUCUAGUAAUGCUGACCCCCAAUUGGUAUCCAAGAAUAGUGGUCCUGACUCGUCAGAGUUUGUGGCAGUUAGAGGAAACGAUUACUCUGAAGCCCUUGCACAUGCAUUGCAGGACAAGGUGUCAACAUUAUUGCUUCUUUCACAGCAGGAAGAAAGACAUUUACUUGACAGAAAUGUGAAUGCAGCUCUUGAAAGAAAAAUAGAAGAGCUUCACAGAAACUUACUGCAGGUUACCAAUGAAAAAGUAAAAGCUCUAAUGGAGUUUGCACAAUUGAAGCAGGAUUAUUAUCAGCUUAAAGAGAGAAUUGGUCAAGGGAGAAAUAGAGAAAAUUUGCCUGCAGAAAUUGGGGAUAGGAAAGUAGUUACUCAUGAAAGGGAUGGAAGGCUAAAAAGUUUGUUGAAGAAAACGUACUUGAGUCGUUGGGUUGCUAAUGUAGACUUUAGGGGACGUGAAGCUGCAAGUGGCCUAAAUGUCGAGGGGAAUCUAUCUGGUAAGAGGUUCGAUAGCAUGGAGUUUGCCAGAAUGAAAAUUGAAAUAGCAACACUUCAAGAAAGCAUGGGAAGUAUGGAGCAUCUGACUACUACAGUUCACAGGCUUCGUCUAUCCCUUUCAAAGGUCAAAGAGUUGGUGACUUCUGGAAGUACCACAUUUGCUAGCCUAUCAGAAACUGUCAACGACAUUAUUAACGAGGCAAAACUAGUGAAGACUGCACUUGGCAGCUCCCUACCGAUUAGUUGGUCAGCAGAUGAAGACGUUGAAUUCAAUGGUCAGAGUGUCCGCAAUGAGCCUGGUCAUGCUUACGGGGAGCCCAGCCAUGAGAAGAUAGAUUCUGUUUAUGCUGCUGGACUUGAGAUGGUGGAGCUCCUAAUACUUGCAGGGCAAAUAUUGAAAGACAACAUGAACAAAAAUGGCUCUCAACCGAAACAGCAGUGAUCUACUUUAACUUUGGUUAUGGUUCAUCAUGACUGGUUAGACGCCAAAGCAUAACUGUUGCCUUUGAACAGAUUGAUGCUAACGAGAGAGUCGGAUACACUGACGAUUCGUCAACAAGUAGAAAAUUAAACUCAGUCGUUGAGGGCCAAAUACAGGUUCAUGCAGCAUCUUGUCAUUGUACAUUUGUAACCGGUUUCAUUGUAAAUCUGAUUUCCUUUUGAGUGAUUAGGGAUUUCAGUCCUCCUGUGAACACACAUGGAUGUGUUCAUCUGUUGCUCCUGUACAGUUUGGGUGUAGCAAUAGCUGAACCAAGAUUUAUGGCACAAUGGUAUGAUGCCUCUACAUAUUAA